AUGGCACCUAUAACUAAACGCCAGCUCCUAUCCCUCUACAGCAAGUUUCAUGAUCCGUUGGGCCUCUUCACUCCGGUAUCAGUAAGGGCAAGAAUGAACAUGCACGAGAUUUAUGGGAGUCAGGUUGGAUGGGAUGAGCUGGUCCGGCCCUCGGAUAUGCAGAACUUCCUAGAUUGGCGUCAAGCAUUGUCUUCGUUGAACCUUACUAUACCCCGAGCCAUUGACAACAGCGAGAUCUUCUUGUUCUGUGACUCAUCUGGGACCGGUUGGGGCUCUGUUGCUCUUGGAGCUGCGGUUGAUAUAUCCGACUUGAGCACAGAGGCGGUGGCGCCUAACAGCACGGCCCCACUAUUCCCGCUCAGGGGGACAGGCGGUAUCUACGGAGCCUCGAGUUCGGCAGCGUGGUCGACACCGAAGAAAGAGUUGUAUGCUGUGUUCCGUGGCUGCCAGCUCUUGGAGGAAAUUAUGAAUGCGGCGGCCAAUCUCGAGCCUGACCGCGAGCGUCGAUGGGUUAUCAUCACGGACAGUGCUAUAAGUGUCUUCAGACUCAAGUCCGCCGACAGUAAGCUCAAGAUGUCAGACCUAGAACGUCGCUGGGUCACGUAUAUCCGAGCAACAUGCGCUCGCUUUAAUUGGAGAGUGACCCACGUUCGCAGUGAGCUCAACGUUGCCGACAUCCCGUCUCGAGGCGUCAUUGGUCAGACGCAUAGACUUCUCGGGUCGGUCACAUUGUCUGAGGCUCGGGUAAUGGUUGGCUCGUCAUCCCUGGUGGAGUUUUCACCAGUCAUAGGUGAUAACAUUGGCCGACUCGCAUUGGAGAAGGACUGCCCAAAAUCGGUUGAGGACAUUGCCGCGACGGGUUAUCCACCUGAUUUGGCUCAAUGUUUUGCGAUUGGCCAGGAUAAUGUCGUGGACGAUGGAUCUACACCACUUGAUACUAGCCAAUAUCAAAUGGAGGCGCUUAGAGAUCAUCAGCAGAAAUCUCUCUUAUGUAAAGAGAUCUCGCAUUAUUUGGCACAGGUGAAGGGAGGUGCCCAAUCUGAUGAUUUCAAAAGGUAUCAGCAGUGGACACGGAUGGGACCGUGA
Messenger RNA from Perkinsus marinus ATCC 50983, 1086 nucleotides. RefSeq lists its product as hypothetical. The transcript is spliced from 2 exons. Lineage: Eukaryota; Perkinsozoa; Perkinsida; Perkinsidae. The coding region runs from base 1 to 1086 and encodes 361 amino acids. The record is from RefSeq and is a predicted model, not a curated record.